Messenger RNA from Oncorhynchus mykiss (rainbow trout), 2586 nucleotides. RefSeq names its product nucleolar RNA helicase 2. The record is from RefSeq and is a predicted model, not a curated record. NCBI's taxonomy places the organism in Eukaryota, Metazoa, Chordata, Actinopteri, Salmoniformes, Salmonidae. Gene Ontology annotation, molecular function: RNA binding; ATP binding; RNA helicase activity.
UAAAAGGUCUACCUCAACACAGUCGUGUCGUUCCUUUCUGUACGUGUGCCCGUAGGGUUAGCUAGUGUCCACUCGAAGGGAAAGCAACCGAAGAAGAUGCCAUCAAAUAUUAUUUUUGAAACAGAAGACAUCGGGAUGGAAGGAGAACUGGACAUUAGUGCGGGCAGUACGAAACCCAAAAAAGUAAAGGAUAAGAAGACCAAGGAGGGGAAGAAAAUCAAGAAACAUAAAACAGUUGUUGAAGAGGAACCUGACUGUGAACCUGUUCCGAAGAAGAAGAAGAAGAAGAAAGAAAAGGUGGACAAAGCAAAUGGGGAUGUGAACAAAUCCAUUGAUGUGAAUGGUAAUAUUGAAUCACAUUUGAAGAACAACACAUCUUAUUCCAAUGAGGAGUCUGCAGACAAUAACAAAGCAACUGAGAAAAAGAAGACGUCAGAAGAAGUAGUUGUCAACAGAGUGUUGCCUAAGACUCCCACGCUGAUCGCACAAACUAAUGGACAUUCCACGACGACAACUCCAGCACAAUCAAGCGAAGACUCUGGCAGUGACGGUGAAAAAGAAAUUGAAACACCAGAACAAAAAGAAGGAGCCUUUUCAAACUUCAGAAUCUCCCCCAACACCAUCAAACUACUUCAAGCACGAGGCAUAUCUUUCCUCUUUGACAUCCAAACCCAAACCUUCAAUUCAGUGUAUGAGGGAAAGGAUGUAAUUGGUCAGGCAAGAACAGGCACUGGCAAAACAUUAGCUUUUGCUAUUCCGCUGAUCGAGAAAAUCCAAAAUGACCCGGAUGACAAGAGGUGGGGCAGAGCCCCAAAGGUUCUGUGCCUUGCUCCAACGAGAGAAUUGGCUAUUCAAGUAGCCAAGGAUUUCAAGGACAUGACAAAGAAACUGUCUGUUACCUGUUUCUAUGGUGGGAGUUCCUACAACCCUCAACUUGAUGCAAUCCGCAGUGGCAUCGAUGUCCUAGUGGGAACUCCAGGUCGUAUCAAGGACCAUCUACAGAAUAACAAACUGGACUUGUCACAAUUGAAGCACGUUGUAUUAGAUGAAGUGGACCAAAUGCUUGAUAUGGGCUUUGCAGAACAGGUGGAGGAGAUACUUUCUGCAUCUUACCAAAAAGACUCUGAGAGCAAUCCCCAGACCCUGCUCUUCUCUGCCACAUGCCCACCAUGGGUGUAUGUUGUGGCAAAGAAGUACAUGAGGCCAACUUAUGAGCAUGUGGACCUCAUUGGCAAAAAGACCCAGAAAGCUGCCACCACAGUAGAGCACCUUGCCAUUGCGUGUCACUGGUCUCAGAGGGCUGCAGUCAUUGGGGAUGUGGUCCAGGUGUACAGUGGCAGCCACGGCCGCACCAUCGUCUUCUGUGAGACCAAGAAGGAUGCCAACGAGCUGUCAAUGAACACCUCCAUAAAACAGAGUUCCCAGUCACUUCAUGGGGACAUUCCUCAGAAGCAGAGGGAGAUCACAUUGAAAGGCUUCAGAAGUGGCACCUUUGAGGUCUUGGUGGCCACCAACGUUGCUGCUCGUGGGUUGGACAUCCCAGAGGUAGACCUGGUCGUGCAGUGCUCACCCCCAAAGGAUGUGGAGUCAUAUAUUCACCGGUCAGGUCGCACUGGUAGGGCUGGCAGGGCAGGCGUCUGCAUCUGUUUCUACCAACGCAAAGAGGAAGACCAGCUCCGAUACGUAGAGCAGAAAGCAGGCAUCACAUUUAAGAGAGUUGGAGUGCCCACUCCCAGUGACAUCAUCAAAUCCUCCAGUAAAGACGCAGUGAGGUUUUUAGACUCUGUGCCUCCCCAAGCCAUUGAGUACUUCCGUGUGGCUGCUACCAAGCUGAUUGAGGAGCGUGGGGCCGUGGAUUCCCUGGCUGCCGCCCUGGCACAUAUAUCAGGUGCCACUGCCCUGGAGCAGAGGUCCCUCCUCAACUCUGACGCUGGCUACACCACAAUGACAAUGAACUGCUCCCAGGAGCUGCACAACAUUGGCUGCGCUUGGCGUGGUCUAAAGGAGCAGCUGGGAGAGGAGAUUGACGAUGUGAUCCGGGGGAUGACCUUCCUCAAGGGAAAAAUGGGAGUCUGUUUUGAUGUUCCAGCUCACAAAGUAAAGGAGUACCAAGAUGCAUGGCAGGAUGGUAGGCGUUGGCAGCUGUCAAUCGCCACAGAGCUCCCUGAGCUGGAGGAGAAACAGCGCAUGGGUGGUGACCGUGGAUACGGACGCUCGUUCAGUGGACGUGGUGGUGGAGGACGAGGGGGUGGCCAUGGCUUCAGAAACGGCGGCGGUGGUGGUGGCAACUGGAGAGGAGGUGGAGGCAGUCAUAAACGCAGCUUCAGCAGUGCAUUUGAUUAUUAACCACAGACUUCCCGUUCUCUGGACUGAUGACAUGGCUGUCUGUUUCCUGCACAGCAAGCUGGUGGUUUUUACUGGUGUUUGUGAGACUGGCCAUCCCUGGCUAACCCUGUGCCCGAAAGUAUAUCCCCAAAAUAUGUAUGAGCUGAUUGCUUUGCAAUUAUAUAUUUCACUAUCUCUACUUGAUAAACUCAUUCAUUGGAAUGAUAUGUUUUUUCAUUAAAGGUGGUCUGAGGAAUUAAA